This is a messenger RNA of Rotaria socialis, 669 nucleotides long. The record is from the annotation of a GenBank genome assembly. Lineage: Eukaryota; Metazoa; Rotifera; Eurotatoria; Philodinida; Philodinidae.
AUGUCUAUUCGUGAUGACAAUGACUCCCACCUUGAAGUUUCAGAAGAAGGUGAGGUUGCAGAAAUGACCCUAGUCGAACAUCUUGUAAGCAAGAUCUGGAAAUCUUGGGAUCGCAAAAGAGAAAAAAAAUUACCUAUCGAUUUUCCAAGUAUUUGGGUUAAUUUUUCUUGUAUACUAAAAGUUGCAUCAUUUGGAAUUCGAUGGAGAUCACCGACAAGAUGUUUCAAUAUUGCUUAUGCAAAUAUAUAUAUCUUGAACCAACACAAACAAAUCAAUUUCAAUGGCAAGUGGGUACAAAAAAGAAUAGAAAUCUUUAAAACUCUUGCUAAACCAGCUGAAAUAAAACGGCUCAACAAAGCAAUUAAACUAAUUCCAAAAGAUGGUGUUUUUCAUAUAUCCAAAUCUAUUGAAGCACGUACACCACAUUCAGCAACAUCACCUGCAGUUGAUUUAGUUGCAUUUCGUGAACAAGAUGAAAGUCAUCAUGAACAAAAACAAGAAUUAAAAAGAAAAUAUGACGUCAUUGAAGAAACAAAUAAUGAAGAUGAUGCUGAUUAUGAUAGUGAAGAUGAUGUGAGUGAAGAUGAAAAUGAUGAUUAUGAUGAUGCUGAUCAUAAUGAGAAUUAUUACGACAAUAAUUAUGACAAUGAUGAACCACUUGAUGAUUAA